AACGGAAGCGUUGCUAUGGCGACGGCCGUGCGCGUUGACGCCACACGCUGCGUCACGUGAAGCGGCAGCGAUGCCCAAGUACUGCCGGGCCCCGCACUGCAGCAACGCUGCGGGGCAGCCCCGGCCGCCCGCCCGCCGGCUCAGCUUCUACAAGUUCCCACUGCAGGACACGGCGCGGCUGCGGCAAUGGCUGACCCAGAUGCGGCGGGAGAACUGGGUGCCCACCCGCCACCAGCACCUCUGCAGCGACCACUUCGAGCCCUCCUGCUUCCAGUACCGCUGGGGCGUGCGCUACCUGCGGCCCGACGCCAUCCCCACCAUCUUCCCCCACAGCCCCCUGAAGCAGGAGAGUCCCAGCACGCUGCCGGGUGUCACCCAGCCUAAGCAGCCCCUCCCAGCGAGCGGUGCAGAGCUGGUGUCGCCAGGGCAGCCACCACUCCCCGAAGCCGCUGCACUGGAAGCUGUGCCUGUCGCCCUGGAGCCUGGCUCGACCACGCCGCCGCUUCUCGGUUCCCCGGUGGAACCGGGAGACGUCCCCGAGGGUGUCCCCAGCUGCGCCACUGCAUCGCCACCGCCAUCCCCGCAGGCAGAGGACGCGGCCGUCAAACCACCCACUGCCAGCCCGCUGCAUUUCAAUCCCGCCCACACCGUGCCGGCCACUACCGCGUCCAAGACCGUCCUUUGUUCAGCCCUGAGGCUCCCCGUCGUCUCCACCGUCCCCACUGUGUCCGAGGCAGUGACACCGGCGGUGACGCCGGGCGAGCUGAGCACCGAGGAACUCGUCGGCGUCGUCUUGGUGCUACAGCGGAAGGUGAAGGUGUUGCAGCAGCGGCAACGGCGACACCGGGCCCGGCUGGAGGCCAUGGAGGGGCUGGUGGAGCAGCUGCGCCGCGAAAGCCUCCUCUCCUCGGAGCGCCUCAAGCUGGCCUGUCUACAGCCGGUGCCGGUGACACCAGACCCUGCUGGUGCCGUCACCAUCAUCUGCCAGGAGGAGGAAGAGGUGGUUUAUGCCGUGCCACCGCCAGCGGGAACAGCCUGCAGCCUCGGCCUGGAGCAGCCGUGACACCGUCACCAGGAUGCUUUGAGGAGGGGUGGCCCUCACUGGGGACACCGCGCUGUGCCUGGGGGUGGCACCCUGUGCCAUUUCCCCCACACACACACACCCCACUUUUGGGGGUGGGUGGGGCUCAGCUGAGGUGCCCCCCACCCAUGGGUGCUGCACCCCAGGGGAGGGGACGCUUUACUUUUGUAUUUAAGGUUUAUUUUGUGAUAUUUGGGAGGGGGUGGGGUUGGGGACAUUCCCUCCCGCCCCCGGCUCUAAUAAAGGACAACGGAGGCGA
This is a messenger RNA of Phalacrocorax carbo (great cormorant), 1340 nucleotides long. The record is from RefSeq and is a predicted model, not a curated record. NCBI's taxonomy places the organism in Eukaryota, Metazoa, Chordata, Aves, Suliformes, Phalacrocoracidae.